Molecule: messenger RNA, 1626 nt
Organism: Manihot esculenta (cassava)
Lineage: Eukaryota; Viridiplantae; Streptophyta; Magnoliopsida; Malpighiales; Euphorbiaceae
Product: protein root UVB sensitive 3
Exons: 15
Coding region: 115-1434 (439 amino acids)
Source: RefSeq, a predicted model, not a curated record
UUGGCGUGGCAUAAUGGGUUUAGUACAAAAGUUGAAGGAGCACGGUGCAAUUUUCCCCAGCUGUGUUCAAGACUUCGAAGUUAAGCGGACGAUCAAGUGGUGACAGGGUCAGCCAUGGAAGGAGCGUCCGGCGAAGCAAAGAGGGAGAUCGUUAUAGUUGAAGAAUGGAAUGGCUCUUCUUCAACCAAGCUCUCAAAAACUGCCACCAUCACCGCUUCUCCUUCUCUUUCCAUCCAAAGAUCUGGUGGCCGUUUUGAUCACGUUUGGAGACGCGUGCUUCAAGCAUUUGUACCUGAGGGUUUUCCAAGCAGUGUAACAGCAGAUUAUGUUCCUUUUCAAAUAUGGGAUUCGUUGCAGGGCCUUUCCACUUACAUAAGGACCAUGCUUUCUACACAAGCUCUAUUGAGUGCAAUUGGGGUUGGAGAGAAAUCAGCGACUGUCAUUGGCGCCACAUUUCAGUGGUUUUUGAGGGACUUGACUGGAAUGCUUGGAGGGAUUCUAUUUACGUUUUACCAGGGCUCAAAUCUGGAUAGCAAUGCCAAAAUGUGGCGUUUGGUUGCAGAUCUUAUGAAUGAUCUUGGAAUGUUGAUGGAUCUUGUAUCUCCUUUGUUUCCUUCAGCAUUUGUAUUCGUAGUUUGCUUAGGGAGCCUAUCCAGAUCAUUCACUGGUGUUGCCAGUGGUGCAACCAGAGCAGCAUUGACCCAGCAUUUUGCCCUUGAGAAUAAUGCAGCAGAUAUAUCUGCCAAGGAAGGAAGUCAAGAAACAGUGGCAACAAUGACUGGCAUGGCAUUGGGGAUGGUCCUUGCUCGCAUAACAAUUGGAUAUCCCUUGGCUAUCUGGUUUUCAUUCCUCUCUCUCACCAUGUUCCAUAUGUAUGCAAACUACAGGGCUGUUCGGUGCCUUGUACUGAAAUCUAUAAAUACGCAAAGGAGCUCAAUUCUUUUGCAGCAUUUUAUGGAAACAGGCCAAGUUCUCUCCCCUGAACAGGUCUCGAGGAUGGAGCAUAUUUUACCCAAAUGGACAACAUUUUGGAGCUCAAAUAAUGUUAAAUUAUUGCAUAAGCAAAUACACUUGGGUGUGAGAGUUUCUUCACUUGAUCAACAGGAAAUGAAAGAGCUGUUGCAUUCUGCAGGAUCUCAUAGGAAAGCAAAGUACUUGCUAGUGGAGAGGAAGGGAAUCAUCAGCAUUUUGAUGCACAAAAAUUCAACAUCUUCAGAUGUCUUGCAAUCGUUUAUUCAUGCACUUGUUAUGGCAAAACUUACGGAAGAAACUACAUCUGUGCAUUCGGAGAGUCAAUCAUGGAUGGAUAAACAUUACAAAACUUUCCUUCAAAAAUUAAAUUCAUCAGGUUGGAAAACGGAACGUCUUCUUUCGCAUUCAAUCAUUUGGAGGGCAAACUGGAGAUGUGAGCCUUCAGAUGAUAAGGUUGACUAGGUACUCUCACCCAACUUUACUAUGGACUUUACAUUGAUAAGAUUUAUUUAGAAUGGUGACGGAACAAUUUAUGGAACUAUUUGAGGAAACUGAUGGUACUUUUGCCAACGAGAAUUUAUAUCUUCUCCGUGGCAGCUCUCAUAUUUAUAUGACUCGCUUGUCAAUAAAUCAGUGGUACAAAUAUUGAUAGCU